Messenger RNA from Monoraphidium neglectum, 169 nucleotides. RefSeq lists its product as hypothetical. NCBI's taxonomy places the organism in Eukaryota, Viridiplantae, Chlorophyta, Chlorophyceae, Sphaeropleales, Selenastraceae. The transcript has a single exon. The annotation marks the transcript as partial. The record is from RefSeq and is a predicted model, not a curated record.
CGCGCCGCGGCGGCGGCCGCCGCGGAGCAGCAGCGGCGGCGCGACCGGGGCGGAGGGGGUGCUGAGGAGGGGGCCGACGCGCGGGCGUCGGACCAAGGAGACGGGCCGGAAAAGGAGGAGCGCGGCAGCGGCGGCGGCGGCGGCGGCGAACGGAUGGACACAGGGGACG